ACAUCGAGUGGAACAUUUUCGAUGCAUCGAUGUUUUAUCGACAUUCCCACUAUCAGCUGAUUCACAUUUUCUAAUUGGCUUCAAUUUGACGUUUGUUUUCUCGUGUUUUUUACUACAUACACGGAAUUAGCCAAAAAACGAAUGUUAUUGCGUGAACUUGUCUGAUAUAAAAACGUUUUAUUAAAAAACUCUGUUGCCAUGGAUAGUUUGGGUGAUGAAUGCACGGAGUUAAAGAAACAAUACGACGCCUGCUUCAAUAAUUGGUUUUCAGAGCAUUUUCUAAAGGGCCACCAUGAUGAUUCUCUGUGCGCACCGAUCUUUAAAGUCUAUCAAGAUUGUGUGAAGCGUGCGAUGCGUGAACAAAAGAUUGAGCUACGCGAAAUCGAUUCCGAAAUCAACACCGGCGAGCACAGCCAAGACCAGCAGCAGCAGCAGCAGCAAAAACCUGAUCAUACAAAAAGUUGACCGAUAUUGAAUAGUGAUCUCUCCACUACCACUA
Rhagoletis pomonella (apple maggot) is the source of this 499-nucleotide messenger RNA. RefSeq names its product TP53-regulated inhibitor of apoptosis 1-like. The coding region runs from base 199 to 465 and encodes 88 amino acids. The transcript is spliced from 2 exons. The record is from RefSeq and is a predicted model, not a curated record. Lineage: Eukaryota; Metazoa; Arthropoda; Insecta; Diptera; Tephritidae.